This is a messenger RNA of Exophiala oligosperma, 3364 nucleotides long. RefSeq lists its product as uncharacterized. Bases 2370 to 3299 code for a protein of 309 amino acids. The record is from RefSeq and is a predicted model, not a curated record. The transcript is spliced from 6 exons. Gene Ontology annotation, molecular function: hydrolase activity. NCBI's taxonomy places the organism in Eukaryota, Fungi, Ascomycota, Eurotiomycetes, Chaetothyriales, Herpotrichiellaceae.
GGCAAAUCAGCACUCAAUAAGCCACGAGUUUCCAAACAAGAAAAUCAGUACUUUGAGUCGCUUUGUAAGAGAGCAGGUAGCCUUACAGUUUAUUCAUUUGUUGCCUUUUUUCCAGGAAAUAGUUCUCACAAUCAUCAGAUGAGCCGAAGAAUCCGGGCUGGGAUGAGGAACAUCAGAUUUAGCGGCGGCGGCCUCCUGUCACGGUGUAAGAUGGCCAUCGAAAUUAGUUGUGGAAGUGUCUACCUCAGCGCAUGAUACUUUCGACCGCGGGCUGACGUUGACGCUCAUCUUCUCGUGUUGAGGAGGUGAGGAAGAUUAAACCUGCAACUCUAUCACGAACCCAGAGCGGCCGAUGACAUCCGAUGCUACGGCAUCGUUGCUAGCUAUACUCACAGCUGCUGUGCAGUCAACACAGUCACUUUACGAAACGAUCAGACACUUCGGAGACCGCACCAAACAAUGCGAAGACUUUAAGGUAAGCUUGGGGGUUGUUACACUAGUCUGGACUCAUUGGCACCAGUCAUAAAUACACUUCCCCAAGGUCCUAUCGAACAAUGCAGCCAAGCAUGUAAACGACUUUAAGCAAUCAAGAAUGUCUUGACCGGGAGAAGAUUUUUUACUCGUUUUGACUAUAUGAAUGGGGAAAACUUGAUCUCCUCGUUGUCGAGAUCAGACUAACCACUCAUCGAUAAAGGAGUAAGCUAGAACUUCAAAGACGCAGUAGCUUUUUGGCGUUCCCAGAGCAAAUCAUCUCAAAUUGCUCUUUUGUUACCAGUCCGCUGAGUUCAAGCUUCUCUAUGAACUCAAGACCACUCUUGGUACUUUCAAAGGGGUAGUCAACGCCUGCAAGUCACCACAAAGUCAUAGUUAGUUCAGCAUUUGACAGACAGACCCCGAUGAAGAGUCUACAAGCAGGGGGAAAGAGGACCAAAAAGGAGUCAACGGUCCACUUACUGUACAUGAUCCGGUCAGGCUUGCACACCUUGAGACAACACUCGAAUGGCGCCAUCUCAAACAUACCACUGUUCGUGAUCCAGCAGUUUUCGUUCCACACUGUUCGAAAAUCACGCUUAUUUCCUCCCCAUCGGUGUGCGAAAACGCUAGCAAUUCGAUCCAUGCUGAAUGGCAAAGUCUCACCAUCGUGGCCAAGGAUGAGCUUGAGGCGCGGGAAAGCGUCGAAUAGACCGCUUCCGUACAGACGGAGUACGUGUGCAGCGGUAUCGACAUGCCAGCGUAGAGCCGGGCCAGCGAGCAGUGUCUGCACCUGGUGGUCAUAAUUGCCUUUGUGAGCCACCAUAUCAGCAGCUGUUGUCGGAUGGAGUGUGAUAGGUACGUCCAGCUCUUGAGCUUUUUCCCACAUGGGCCAGUAUGCGGGGUCGUCAUAGUAUCUUCCGUUGGCGUGGUUGAUGAUCACCGCGCCCAAGAAGCCGAGCGACUUGACACACCGCUCAAGCUCGGCUGUUAUGGCCUCAGGGUGUGCCAUUGGCAACAAUCCGAAGGCUCGAAGGCGUCCCUUGCUGGCUUUGACAGCCUUGAACAACUGGUCGUUGACGGCAGCGCAGAUCUCAGGCGGCUCCACGACUGGGAUAUGGGACACCACUUGGACACUCACGUUACCCAGCUCCAUCUCUCUGAACCGCCCUUCUCCAAGGUCCUCUAGCUUCUCUCUUAUGGCCUGGGGAAGCAUGUAUUGGGGAUGGUCUGCAGCGGAGGGUCGCUUGGCCACUGCUUGGCCGGUGAAGUGCUCUUCCAGGGCGAUUAGAUCGAUGGCCAUGAUGAAAUUGGCAGCGUGAGGAGAUAGAUAAAAGCUCCUUUGGAGGAAAGCUUUAUGACUGCAAGUCGAAGACCACCUUAGAGUGCCUUCGGUAUGACUGGCUUUGUAAAUAUAAUCCCUACCCUCAUGAGUAGAGAACUUCAUCUCCGGGCCUUGUACUACAUUCAGUGGGUUACCGAUUGAUCUCCAUCAUUAAUCAGACGCUGGAGUCUGGGAAGCCUUGUACGAUGCUCGGCACGAAUUGUAUUCGAAAGAGCGAGGCUGUCGCUCAUACGGGCGCUGUAUGCUAGUCCUAUUUGGGAUUUUGAGACCCGUCCUUUCAUCUAAACUGCACUAAACCCUCUCACUGUCCACCGGAUGAAACAUGGCCGAAAUGUCGUACAUGUUUUGUAUUCGUACUUUAAAGGCUCCCUAUCUCUCGGAAGACGAUGAUUUGUACGACACCGAGUUUGACAGCGAGCUGAAGAUGGAAAUCCGUGGCUUUUCAACUCAUGACUUUGCUUUGAGAUAGCUUCUGCCGGUGCCGGCACUCCACUGGGGGGACCCUGAUAGUUCAGACAACGUGUUUGCUCGCUUUCGAGCAAACAGCUCUUCGAUGUCUGCAAUUCAAACUAUAGGCCGACGUUGCGUCCAUAUAGGUCCUUCAUCCCUUCUCCUGUCUAUGAGAUCGGUCUCUACUCCGAAGACCAGAAUCAAUAGCUAUUGCUCGCCCAUCAAUCUAAACCAACAGGUGUGGCUUCGGAGUAUCUCACUGAACAUGGCUUCCCACCUUCCAGGAACUUGCUGCUACCAGGGCAUUCAGCAUGAAGGGGUACCGACUGGCACAAUUGAGAAGGUUGGGGAUUUUGAAGUUUACAUUACUCGUCCGAAAAAGGAGGCGAAAUAUGGCGUCUUGCUUGUCACCGACAUCCUUGGUCACAAGUUCAAUAAUGCACAAUUAAUUGCCGACGAUUUUGCCUCCAAUGGCUACCUGACGUUCAUGCCCGACCUUUUCUACGGUGAUCCGAUCCCACUCAAUAAACCUGACAAGUUUGACAUGCAGAAAUGGCUCAAGGGAGACUACAAUUCCGCACACACCGCUCACCUGCCUUCCAUAAUCGACCCCAUCAUUGAUCUGUGUCUGAACGAGAUGAGGACCAGAUACGGCAUUGAGAAGAUAGGCGGCGUUGGCUACUGCUUUGGUGCCAAAUACGUCGUCCGCCACCUCAAUCCGGAGCAAGGCAAGCUGGAUGCUGGAUACACCGCACACCCGGCCUUCGUGGACCAGAACGAAUUGGAAGCGAUCAAGGGACCUUUGGCAAUCGCGGCAGCAGAGAAGGACACGAUUUUCAGCAAGGAGAAGCGACAGCAGACGGAAUAUAUUCUUGGGAAGCUCGGACACCCGACUCAGGUCAAUCUGUACUAUGGUGUCGAGCAUGGCUUCGCUAUUCGGGGAGAUCCCAGGAAACGCGAAAUUCAAUACGCCAAGGAGAGCGCUUUCUUCCUGGCAUUGCAAUGGUUUGAAGAACAUCUGAAGGGUAGAUAGUGAGAUAAUGAAAAGGGUCACAAGCAUUGACAUAUAGGCAUCUAGAGGAUUAAAAGAUACUAUCG